This is a messenger RNA of Coniosporium apollinis CBS 100218, 1326 nucleotides long. RefSeq lists its product as uncharacterized. The record is from RefSeq and is a predicted model, not a curated record. The transcript has 4 exons. Gene Ontology annotation, molecular function: protein tyrosine phosphatase activator activity; peptidyl-prolyl cis-trans isomerase activity. NCBI's taxonomy places the organism in Eukaryota, Fungi, Ascomycota, Dothideomycetes. Gene Ontology annotation, biological process: mitotic spindle organization. Bases 1 to 1326 code for a protein of 441 amino acids. Gene Ontology annotation, cellular component: nucleus; protein phosphatase type 2A complex; cytoplasm.
AUGGCGGGUUCUCGGACGCAAAACUGGCAGUCAUUGGGAGUUCUGGACUCUACUACAGAUCACGAAUUCGCUAUUCCGGUGAAACGCAUCAAUGAUGGAGACGAUGUCUCCUUCUUCCUUACCUCAAAAGCAUACAAAGACAUUAUGACCUUCCUGCUUCAGCUCAAUGCGUCCAUGUUCCCUCGAAAAAGCAAAGUCGAAGAAUCUCAAGCCGAUCUCCUACAAACAUGGGAACUUGGAAGCCCGGAUAUAGAGUUCUCGUCUACUGUCAUGAAGCUUGGAGAGCUCAUGGUGAAGUUGUCGGAGUUCAUUGAAGAGGCACCUCCGGAUACUGGACCACGCAGAUUUGGAAAUGUCAGCUUUAGGAAGUGGUAUGAGCUCGUCAACAGCCGUACAUCAGCGCUUUUAGACGACUAUCUCCCUCCCAAGGUUUUGCAGCGGCACUCGAACUCACCCGAUGGUGUCACGGCGAAAGAGGAAAUCCAAGCAUAUCUACUAGGUAGCUUCGGUAGCGCGCAACGCCUGGACUACGGCACCGGUCAUGAGCUCAGCUUCCUUGCUUUCCUGGGUUGCAUAUGGAAGCUAGGUGGCUUCGCCAACGCUGAACCUGGUGUCGAAGAGCGCGGUAUUGUACUUGGGAUCAUAGAACCGUAUCUCCAACUGGUACGACGUUUGAUACUGACAUAUACCCUCGAGCCUGCGGGAUCUCACGGUGUCUGGGGCUUGGACGACCACUCGUUCUUACCUUACAUAUUUGGAUCAGCACAGCUUUCUCCAGCUAUCAGCAAUGUAGCUGACAUACCAACCGAAGGCUCUCUACCCAGUGCGCCAGAACCUGGCGACGUCGCUAAAGUUGCUGCGGUGGAGCGGGAGCGAGGCACGAACAUGUACUUUAGCGCAAUCGGGUUCAUCUACGAUGUUAAAAAGGGUCCUUUUUGGGAACACAGCCCUAUUCUGUUUGAUGUGUCAGGAGUCAAGGCGGGAUGGGCGAAGAUCAACAAGGGAAUGCUCAAGAUGUACAACGCCGAGGUACUGUCAAAAUUCCCGGUAGUCCAGCAUUUCCCCUUCGGCUCGCUCUUUCUUUGGGAGAAAGAUCCCACAGCCGUCGCCGCGCCAUCCUCAGUACACACAUCGAGCCACCCCGCAAAGCCAACGGGCCAGAUGAAUGCUGCUAUUCUAAGAGACCCGAUGCAAGAAGGCACUAGAGCGCCAUGCCCCGUGGGCAUCAAGCCAAUCUACAAGUGCAUUAAGACCAGGAGCUGGUGGGCAGCCUGCGACGAUGGCGCCAUGGGCUCGGCCACCUGGUUCGAGCCAGCAAUCUGUUGA